AACCAUCGGAAGCUCUCGGCUGUUUCCGGCGGACCCCCGGUCAUUUAGCUACUAGCCGAGUUGAUUAGCUAGCUACCACGGCUAAUGUUUGUAGGAAAUUCAAUGUUAGCCGCUCGGGACUGGAUGGUAGAAGCAGCAUAGGAAGAUGGCGGACGUUACGGGACAAGAGGUCAGCUCCACGGCCCCACCGUUGCCUCGUCCUUCCUCCCGGAACGGCUCCGGGAGCGGCACUCCAGACACCGGCGGCGGUGGCUGGCAGACGCCGACCACCGUUACUUCAGGCCCGAGGCUAGUCCGGAUAGUGAAGUCGGAUUCGGGCUACGGCUUCAAUGUUCGGGGACAGGUCAGCGAAGGGGGCCAGCUGCGGAGCAUCAACGGGGAGCUGUACGCCCCGCUGCAGCACGUCAGCGCCGUGCUCCCGGGGGGAGCUGCCGACAGAGCCGGCAUCUCCAAGGGGGACAGGAUCCUGGAGGUCAACGGGGUAAACGUGGAGGGAGCCACGCACAAGCAGGUGGUGGAUCUGAUCCGGGCCGGCGAGAAAGAGCUGGUGCUGGCCGUGCUGUCCGUCCCACCACAGGAGGCCGACUGCCUGGACCCCGGAGACGACGGGUCGGCCCUCUCCUGCUACGACUACUCUGACAAGCAGGCCGUCCCCAUCUCCAUCCCCAGCUACAAACACACCGAGCUCAACAACGAGAAGUUCGUGGUUUACAAUGUAUACAUGGCAGGCAGGCAGCUGUGCUCAAAGCGUUACCGCGAGUUUGUGAUUCUGCACCAAAACCUCAAGAGAGAAUUCCCCAAUUUUUCGUUCCCCAAACUGCCUGGGAAGUGGCCGUUUUCACUGUCGGAGCAGCAGCUGGACGCACGGCGCCGAGGCUUGGAGGAAUACCUGGAAAAAGUGUGCUCGGUACGGGUAAUCGGAGAAAGUGACAUCAUGCAGGAGUUCCUGUCUGAAUCAGAUGAGAACUAUAACGGCGUGUCAGAUGUAGAGCUGAGAAUAGCCAUGCCUGAUAAAACAACGCUCACGGUUAGAGUUCGCAAAAACUCCACUACAGACCAGGUUUAUCAGGCUGUGGUUCUGAAGCUGGGGAUGGACAGUGUAACAGCCAGCUACUUCGCUCUGUUUGAGGUCAUCAACCACACCUUUGUGCGUAAACUUGCCCCCAACGAGUUCCCCCACAAACUGUAUGUCCAGAACUAUACCUCAGCCGUCCCUGGGACCUGCCUUACUCUGCACAAGUGGCUCUUCACCACAGACGAAGAGGUUCUGCUCAGUGACAACCAGCUGGCUGUCAGCUACUUCUUUCACCAGGCCCUUGAUGAUGUGAAGAAAGGCUUCAUCAAAGUUGAGGAGAAGUCUUAUCAGCUGCAGAAGCUGGCAGAGCAGAAGAAGAUGUCCAUGUACCUGAGUCUGUUGAGAAGUUGUGACGGCUACAACGAGAUCAUCUUCCCUCACUGCUCCUGUGACUCCAGACGUAAAGGUCACGUGAUCACAGCCAUCAGCGUACAGAACUUCAAGCUGCACGCCUGCACAGAGGAGGGCACGCUGGAG
Austrofundulus limnaeus is the source of this 1552-nucleotide messenger RNA. RefSeq names its product sorting nexin-27. Gene Ontology annotation, cellular component: early endosome. NCBI's taxonomy places the organism in Eukaryota, Metazoa, Chordata, Actinopteri, Cyprinodontiformes, Rivulidae. Gene Ontology annotation, biological process: intracellular protein transport; endocytic recycling; signal transduction. The record is from RefSeq and is a predicted model, not a curated record. Gene Ontology annotation, molecular function: protein binding; phosphatidylinositol-3-phosphate binding.